UGACAUCUUCUUGAGUUCUUCUCCUCUCAUAGGUUGCCCGUGGUGACAAUGCUGGAGGAGAAUCCAUCCCAAUGCUUCUGAGAGUUCCUCGGGUAUCAGAUCCUUACGGUGGCUAUGAUAUGAUUGGCUUUGGGGACAUUCUCUUUCCUGGUUUGCUGGUUUGUUUUGCUUUUAGAUUUGACAAAGCUAGAAGGAAGGGUAUACUAAAUGGAUACUACCUCUGGAUGAUAGUUGGUUAUGGAAUUGGUCUUUUAUUCACAUACUUAGGUUUGUAUCUAAUGAAUGGACAUGGUCAACCUGCUCUUCUAUAUCUCGUGCCCUGCACGCUAGGAACUUAUGUGGUGCUGGGAUUGAUGAGGGGCGAACUUAAAGACCUAUGGAACUACGAUAGUGAAUCAACAAAAGUUGCAGACUCACUAUUGGAAGAUGCUUGAUAGAUGAGAGAAUUAAACAUUAAAUCUACAGACACUGAUAGAUGGGAGAAGAAAUAUUAAAUCUACAAGCACAAGCCGUUGAUGUAUUCUUUCCAUGCUAUUUGUAUAAGCUGUUCAUAAAAAUUCAAACUUUAUUCAGGAAAUUCUUGGCUGUGUUUUAUAUGUAUAUUUCCGUUCAUGACAAUGUUCUCUCUUUCACCUUUAGUUUCCACUGCAGCUGUUCUUGAUUAGUAUGUACAACUUCACAGUAAUCAUACAAAAGAAGAGAAGUUAUAAUGUAACAGAUUUAGUAGUCAAAAUUUUCCCUAUUGUUCUGCAAA
Molecule: messenger RNA, 754 nt
Organism: Nicotiana tabacum (common tobacco)
Lineage: Eukaryota; Viridiplantae; Streptophyta; Magnoliopsida; Solanales; Solanaceae
Source: RefSeq, a predicted model, not a curated record